AUGAGAUAUGAUUCUAAAAGUCACUGUGCAAAUCAUAAUACUGCAAAAGAAGUAAAAAUGAAAAUACUUGUUUCAUUGAAUGAAGCCUUAGAAAAAACAAUUAGAGUAGCUCUUAACAACAAACAAAAAAUAUUUGAAAAAAUACUAAAAUCAAAUGGAUUUAUAUUAUAUUAUCAAGUAACAAAUCCAUAUGAAUCUGAAAAUUCUCUUAAUAGAUAUUAUCAAUUAACAGUAUCUGAUGAAUUUUAG
Funneliformis caledonium is the source of this 249-nucleotide messenger RNA. NCBI's taxonomy places the organism in Eukaryota, Fungi, Glomeromycota, Glomeromycetes, Glomerales, Glomeraceae. The record is from the annotation of a GenBank genome assembly.